Acanthamoeba castellanii str. Neff is the source of this 456-nucleotide messenger RNA. RefSeq lists its product as uncharacterized. The record is from RefSeq and is a predicted model, not a curated record. Bases 1 to 456 code for a protein of 151 amino acids. Lineage: Eukaryota; Discosea; Longamoebia; Acanthamoebidae. The transcript is spliced from 2 exons.
AUGUUAACUGAUACCAACCACACUAUCAACCCUCCAACAUCAACUUUCACUUCUCGACCGUCUGGUGGUGGUCCCGAUUCCCCGCUGCCCUCCUCUCCCAACCACGACCACAACAAGAAGGGUGGCGGCCACAAGAAGCCGCCCUACCUCGUCCAGACCCGCGUGCUCGGCGGCCGUCAGCAGAACUAUGCCUUCGCCUCAAGUGUUGACCCCAAGCUGGUCAAAUUCAACCGCACGCGCGAGGUGAUCGCCGUGGCCCAGCGGCACUGCCACCUCUGGUUCCAGUACGCCCCGCCGUGCAACGUGCGCCUGGCCAUCUACGACGCCGCCACUCUCCGCCCGCUCCGGCUGUUCGACCUCCUGGCCGGCCCGCUGGUCGAGCACCUGGCCUGGCACCCCGACAAAGCCCAUCGUCGCCCUCGCCACCUCCAUGCGCCCCUUGGUGAUGAGCUUUAG